AUGAAACCAGCUUCUGCAAUGGAGGACUUUGCACUGAAGGAGACUUCUCCUGCAAUAGGCGGGACCGGGUUAGCAGGGGAGAAACUGACCUCGACUUAUGACCUUGUUGAGCAAAUGCAGUAUCUCUAUGUCCGUGUAGUUAAGGCAAAGGACCUCCCCGGAAAAGAUGUAACAGGAAGUUGUGACCCUUAUGUAGAAGUAAAGCUAGGAAACUACAAAGGAGCAACUAAGCACUUUGAGAAGAACACUAAACCCGAGUGGAACCGAGUUUUUGCCUUCUCAAAAGAGCGAAUUCAAGCUUCUAUAGUGGAGAUUCUGGUAAAGGAUAAGGAUGUUGUUAAGGACGAUUUCUUAGGGAGGGUUAUAUUCGACCUGAAUGAGGUGCCGAAGAGGGUCCCACCUGAUAGCCCUCUCGCACCUCAAUGGUACAGGCUCGAGGGGCAAAAGGGGGAUAAGGUGAAAGGGGAGCUUAUGUUGGCUGUUUGGAUGGGGACACAAGGUGAUGAGGCAUUUCCCGAGGCUUGGCAUUCUGAUGCGGCUUCUGUUGGUGGGGACGCUGUUGGGAAUAUCCGGUCAAAAGUUUACCUUUCGCCUAAGCUUUGGUAUGUGAGGGUGAAUGUCAUUGAAGCUCAAGAUUUGGUUCCCAACAAUAACAUAACCCGGUUUCCAGAUGUUUAUGUUAAGGCAAUGCUUGGAAAUCAAGGUUUUAAGACUAAACCAUGUCAGGCUAAGACUCUGAACCCAAUGUGGAACGAGGACUUGUUGUUUGUAGCCGCCGAGCCAUUUGAGGAACCCUUGUUCUUGAGUGUGGAAGAUAGGGUUGGACCGGGGAAGGAGGAAACCCUAGGAAGUUGUGUUAUUCCUUUGCAUAUUCUUCAAAGAAGGUUUGAUCAUAAACCGGUGAACACACAGUGGUUCAAUCUUGAAAAGAAGGGAACUAAGUUUUCUAGCAGAAUCCAUCUAAGGAUCUGUUUGGAUGGAGGUUACCAUGUGUUGGAUGAAUCUACCCAUUACAGCAGCGAUUUAAGGCCAACCGCCAAGCAAAUGUGGAAACCGAGCAUUGGAAUUCUCGAAGUAGGGAUUCUGAGUGCUCAUGGACUUAUGCCAAUGAAAAACAACAACAAAGAUAAUAGAGGAACAACUGAUGCUUACUGUGUGGCUAAGUAUGGCUCAAAAUGGGUUCGAACAAGAACCAUCAUUGAUAGCUUUCACCCCAGAUGGAACGAGCAGUACACUUGGGAGGUUUUCGAUCCUUGUACAGUUAUAACAAUCGGGGUGUUCGACAAUUGCCAUCUUCAUGGAAAUCUGCAUGGAAAUAAUGGAAUAAUGAGAGAUUCAAGAAUUGGGAAGGUUAGAGUAAGGCUUUCAACCCUUGAAACUGAUCGAGUUUAUACACAUUCAUAUCCUCUCAUAGUCUUGCAUCCUUCAGGUGUAAAGAAGAUGGGUGAAGUUCAAUUGGCCGUGCGAUUUUCCUGCUCAUCAUGGAUCAACAUGUUGCAUAUGUAUUCUCAUCCUUUGUUACCCAAAAUGCAUUACAUUCAUCCAUUAUCUGUAAUACAGCUUGAUAGCUUGAGACACCAGGCUACUCAAAUUGUUUCAAUGAGACUCAGUAGAGCAGAACCUCCUUUGAGAAAAGAGAUCGUGGAGUAUAUGUUAGAUGUGGAUUCUCAUGUGUGGAGUAUGAGAAGGAGCAAAGCAAACUUCUUCAGAAUCAUGAAUGUUCUGAGUGGAAUUAUCGCGGUUGGUAAAUGGUUCGAUCAAAUCUGCAACUGGAAAAACCCGAUUACCACUAUUCUUAUUCACAUCCUCUUCAUAAUCCUCAUUGUUUUUCCCGAACUAAUUUUGCCCACGGUUUUUCUCUAUCUUUUCUUGAUUGGGGUUUGGAACUACCGGUGGAGGCCUAGGCACCCGCCUCAUAUGGACACUCGGCUCUCACAUGCUGACGUGGCACACCCUGAUGAGUUGGACGAAGAGUUUGACACUUUUCCCACUUCUCGGGGGAGUGACAUCAUUCGGAUGAGGUAUGAUAGGGUACGGAGCAUAGCGGGUAGAAUUCAGACCGUUGUGGGAGACUUGGCUACACAAGGGGAGAGGUUUCAGUCGUUGCUGAGCUGGCGAGAUCCGAGAGCAACGGCGUUGUUUGUUACCUUAUGUUUGGUAGCUGCAAUUGUGUUGUAUAUAACUCCUUUCAAAGUGGUCAUGCUCUUCUAUGGAAUCUACACGCUGAGGCACCCUAGAUUCAGGGUGAGGCUUCCUUCUGUACCGAUCAAUUUCUUCAGAAGGCUACCUGCAAGAACUGACAGCAUGCUGUGAGAAAAGGUGCAGACUAAUAUUAUGUGAUUAGCUAAUGUUCAAUGGAUUUAUUAGAUUUCAGUUGAGAUUGCUUUAAAGGUUUUCCAUUUGAAUGCUGUAAUUUUUAGUUUUAUUAUCUCUUCAACUUUUGGGAAUUACACGAUUUUCGAAUUAUUUUCUGCUGGUUUCAGCUAACUAAUCUUGAAAUUGUAAUAUUUGAUACAUUUGCAUGAAUUACAGAACUAUAAAUCAACACUUAAUUAA
Molecule: messenger RNA, 2556 nt
Organism: Spinacia oleracea (spinach)
Lineage: Eukaryota; Viridiplantae; Streptophyta; Magnoliopsida; Caryophyllales; Amaranthaceae
Product: FT-interacting protein 3
Exons: 2
Coding region: 1-2313 (770 amino acids)
Source: RefSeq, a predicted model, not a curated record